Messenger RNA from Penicillium olsonii, 399 nucleotides. NCBI's taxonomy places the organism in Eukaryota, Fungi, Ascomycota, Eurotiomycetes, Eurotiales, Aspergillaceae. The record is from the annotation of a GenBank genome assembly.
AUGUCCGAAUCAUUUGCUUUCCUUCGCCAGCGUCGCUCUGACGAGCUCGCCAAGCUUGCCGACGAGCACAUCCAGCAUGACCUCCAAGCCGGGGAUCGCGAUACACUCAAAGCAGCUGCCUCCUCAAUUUCAUUGUGGACAACGGUUGGAUCGGCAGUUGGUGUUAGCAUUGGGUUAUUCGCAGCUAUGCGACUACGCAGCACGCGCCGGGCGUUCUUUUCGGCGAUUCGGGCCCAGGAACGUCCCACCAAGGUUGUCUUUGAGGAUGGAAGGACCGAGUCUAUCCCGGACCUCACACCAUUGCUGAAACCAACCACUCUUGGAGACUUUGCAACCUACUUCUUCGCUUCGGCCGGCGGACUACUUUUGGGUGGAGAACUUGGUAAGAUAUACCGCUGA